Molecule: messenger RNA, 1116 nt
Organism: Paraglomus brasilianum
Lineage: Eukaryota; Fungi; Glomeromycota; Glomeromycetes; Paraglomerales; Paraglomeraceae
Source: the annotation of a GenBank genome assembly
AUGCUGUUUUGCACAUCUCUCGUUGCUCUUGUCGGCGCUGGAGAACAGCCUGCUUUCUCACCACGGCGUUUACAAAUAACAAACACAAAGCGCCAGACGACAAUAUGCGAGCUUUCGUUCUCUUCAUCAAUUCUCGCUGUGAAACUGAAUCGUCGCAGAUUGAUUGUUGUGUUGGAGACAACCAUUUAUAUUUAUGACAUCAGCAAUAUGAAAUUACUGCACGAUAUUCACACCAGUCCAAACCCAAAUGCCAUAUGCGCCCUUUCUCCGUCAAACGAGAACUGCUACAUAGCCUAUCCAUCACCAACACCCUCACCUUCGUCACCAUUCUCCAGCAAUGCACAGAACGCCUCACCCUCAGGCGACGUCUAUCUGUUCGAUGCCGCAUCUCUUCAAGUAGUUAAUAUCGUCCAAGCACACAAAUCACCGGUCGCCUACGUUGCAAUAAACUCAGACGGUUCCCUGCUAGCCACAGCUUCUGAUAAAGGCACAGUGAUCAGAGUAUUUUCCAUCCCUAAUGCGCAGAAACUAUACCAAUUUCGAAGAGGAUCGUAUCCUACGAGGAUUCACUCGAUUUCUUUUAAUGUCAUGUCGACAUUAUUGUGUGUUAGUAGUGAUACGGAUACAGUACAUAUAUUCAAGUUGGGAGGUGUUCCGGGCUCAGCAGGCUCAAGCGCCGGAAAUGGGACGAGUAACAACGGAACUGGGUCAGCUAAUAUUGCAAGACAUUCCGCCGGACAAACACCGAUAACUGGGUAUGAGGCUUUUAUUGAUGACAAGAAGAAGUCGGGGAUUGUUAAGAGUACGAUUCGUCGGUCCUCUCUUCAUCUCGGCCGUACAGUUGCUGGCAGUGUAGGAAAUUACCUUCCUGACGCUCUUACAGAAAUGUGGGAACCGACACGCGAUUUUGCAUAUCUGAAAUUACCUACUUCCGGGGUACAGAGUGUGGUUGCACUGAGCAAUAAUAUUCCCCAAGUGAUGGUUGUCACUUCCGAAGGGUAUUUAUACCAGUAUAAUAUAGAUCUCGAAAAUGGUGGUGAAUGUCUUCUCUUGAAGCAAUACAGUUUUAUGGAACCGAAUGAAGAGUUUGGCAAUAUUCCUCUACCAUCCGAGUAA